Molecule: messenger RNA, 945 nt
Organism: Plasmodium vinckei vinckei
Lineage: Eukaryota; Apicomplexa; Aconoidasida; Haemosporida; Plasmodiidae
Product: CIR protein PIR protein
Exons: 3
Coding region: 1-945 (314 amino acids)
Source: RefSeq, a predicted model, not a curated record
AUGGCAAACUCAAGUUAUGAUAUUCAGAAAGUGUAUAAUGAUAUUUUUAAGAUCAACGACUAUUUUUAUGAGGGGGAGCAAGGUCAAUUAAUAGUUGAUGAAGAACACGGAUCAAUCGACAAAUAUUGUGAUUACGGAAGUAGCUCAGGAAAUGGUAAAUGUCAAAAUGAUUAUUUAAAAAUGGCUAGUUCUGGUGUUAUUCAUUUGCUAACAAAUUUAAAGAACUAUGGUUUAGAAAAUGAUAAACUUGCCGAAUACGCUAUUUUAUUUUUAAGUUAUAAACUAAAUCAAAAUGAAAAAUAUAGUAACACCAAAAUAAAUGAUUUUUAUACUAGUUAUAUAGAAACAAAUGAGUAUUAUAAUAAGAAUAUAAAAGAUAACGAUAUAACUUAUAAGGCAAUUAUCAAUAAUAAUAAUGAUUUGAUGAAUAUUAAUGAAAUAUCUAAAUUCAAUGAUCCAUUUGGUAUAUUAUUAUUAUUGUAUUAUGCAAUUGAUCUUAAAGAUUGGAAUUGCACAAAAUAUUCGAAAAAUGUUAAUGAAUUUGUUCAAAAAUUUGAAGAACUCAGUAAAGAUUCUAAUAAUAAAGAAAAUAGUUUAUAUAAAAAAUUGUUAUCUACAUUAUCAAAUGAUUAUGAUAAUUUAAAAAAUAUAUAUGAAAAGAAAUCUUGCAAUAUUUCACCUCUUCCAAAAAUAGACCCAAAAAAAAAUUUUGUAGAAAAUUCUGGAAUAGAUUCUGGACAAACAUUGGGGAAGACUCCUGAAAUUACAUCAUCAAGUUCGUCGAUAUUAAACACAGUAAUUCCAGGUUUAUCGACAUUUGCAAUACCGGUUUUCUUGGGAGUUGCUUAUAAGUAUUCAUUAUUUGGAAUUGAUAAACUAUUUCAAAGACAAUAUAUAAGAAACAAAUUAAAAAAAACAAAGAAGAAAAUGGAACUUAAUAUAUGA